Messenger RNA from Physcomitrium patens, 3524 nucleotides. RefSeq lists its product as uncharacterized. Gene Ontology annotation, molecular function: protein binding. Gene Ontology annotation, biological process: cell surface receptor signaling pathway. The record is from RefSeq and is a predicted model, not a curated record. Lineage: Eukaryota; Viridiplantae; Streptophyta; Bryopsida; Funariales; Funariaceae.
GAAAACGAUUGAUUAAUCAACGCCUUGGUCUUUCACUCCCUCCCCCGUCUUUCACGCGCCUCCAUUUGCUUCUUCAUCUUCCUUCUUUCUCUUCUUCUUCUUCUUCUUCUUCUCUAUCAUCAGCAUCAUCAUCUCCUUUGCAGAUCCACAUCCCUUCGCAGUCUCGCUCUCGGGUCGUCAUCUUCAUCGGGAGCGACAGUUUCGCCCAAACCUUUUUAUCAGUUUGUGUGCCGUUAUUCUAGACAGCUGCGGGAUUUUGUCACAUGUGGCGGCUCGCGGUAAUGUGUUGGGCGGAGAGGGUAUGGUAUUUUGGAUCUGCGAGUGGGAUUUGUAGUUUUAGGGCUGGCAACUUCUGGGUGGUGAUUGUGGCCUAGUAUUCUGGGUGUGGUGGUUAUUGGGGUGUAGGCUUGGUGGGGAUCUGAUCUGGUCCAUGAAGUCCUGAGCACCUUAUUUUGAGGAAGACGUCAGUUUUCGCCAUCGCGUCGAUGAAUCGGUGUGCGCUGGUAGUAAUUGGUUAAUUUGUGGGUUCUGAUCAUGUAGUCUCGUACUCCGCUUGUGGCCCGCGAUGACUACACAUUUUUACCGUUUGAAGUGGGUGCGUAUACUCAACAAUGUGGUCGAUUUACCACAUUGAGGCGCUGAGAGGGGAGUGCGCUAACAAGCUCGUCAGUUUAUCACUUGCUAUUAUGUAGCUGACACUCUACUGUAUGGUCCCCAUGUUGGAGGCAGAAUGGAAAUGAAGAGAAUGGGACUGGUUUCCGUUUAAGUAUUAGAAUAUUCCAUAGAGGCCAUAUUCGUGGUGCUGCGAUUUCUUUUGACAAGGUUCUGGACCUCUGCCAUUGAAGAUCCUACGGAGCGCAGACACUGCGUCAGCUUCCGUAGAAAGAAAUGCACUUUAAUAAUUUCUAGGGUAAUUUCCGCUUAUCUCGGCGAAGUAGAAAGUCACAAGACGAAUUGGCAGCGUUAGAAUGCGGGACAUGUAGAUCUUCUAACAAGAGUAGGGUCCUGUGAAGCCACAUGUAGAAUUUCAAGCACCUCGAAUUUGAAGCAUAGUCAUCUGGAGGGUGAAUCAUUGUGUUCAAAAUGGAGGCUGAGAUUGAAUGGUACGUAACCCGCCACAUGGACCUGAACAUGGAGAUUCUUCUAGAAUUUCCGGUGCGUGUUGCGGAGCUUGUACGCAAAUUGGUGGAGGAAGCUGAUUCUUUCCGACAGGAGUGUGCGGAUCUUAGCAGCAAAGUGGAAAAGUUGAUACAAUUACUACGGGCAGCCGCUAGGAAAGUGGGGCUGUACGAGCGACCCACACGGCGAAUAAUGCUGGAAGUGAUGAAGGCGUUGGAACGGGCUCUGGGGUUGGUGAAGAAGUGCAAGAGGGGUGGUAUGCUCAAGAGGGUAAUGACUAUCACCACUACUGCAGAUUUCAAAAAAGUGAUUAUGUAUAUGGACAGCGCGAUAGGGGACAUCACGUGGCUGUUGAACGUCUCCUCCACAGGGGAUGAGCGCUCUGGCGCAGGAUUGCCCCCCAUCGCAUCCACCGAUCCCAUGCUGGCACUUGUCUGGGAGCAAGUAUCUAUUGUGCAUGCAGGAACACCAGAAGAGAAGGCAGAAGCAGCAGAGUAUUUGGGGAACUUGGCCAGGGGUAACGAACGAAACACAAAGAUCAUAAUUGAGGAAGGAGGGGCGGCGCCAUUGCUGCGGUUGCUCAAAGAGGGCACGAUUGCUGGUCAAGAAGGUGCUGCCACAACCUUGGGUUAUUUGGCUGGGAACAAGGAACGAGUUCGGCAGUUACGUACCGACGGAGCUAUCAGUGUCUUUGCGCACAUUUUGAGCAGUCAUGCGACGUCCAUGAAAGUUCAGUUAAAAGUUGCAGCAGCAGUUGCAAAGUUUGCUGAGCUGGAUGAUGAAGCACAAAGUGAGCUUGCCUCUCAGGGUGCGAUCAGAUUAUUGGUGGCUCUUCUUGCCCAUCAGACCAAUACUGUUGAGGGCGCGGACAACCCAGUAAGCAUUCACGCAGUUGUAAGGACAAGUAUGAGCCAGCUGAAAAGUACUGCUAUCAAGGGAAACAACUCCCAAUACGACUCACGUGUACAACCUGUAGCAAUGGCAGCCUCUUCAGUGAUGGCUCGCAUGAGAAGCGCUGCCCCACCCAGUAUUGCAGAGAACCCUUCUUCUUCUAGCGCAAGAAUGAAUGUACCUCUGCGACAGAGUAGUCGAGCGCAUCGAGAUUUGGAGGACCCUGCUGUCAAGUUUCAGAUCAAGGUGGAAGCUGCCAACGCACUUUGGAAACUCGCAGCAGGAAACAUAAAAAAUUGCAAGCUCAUCACAGACACGUGUGCACUUCUGUGCUUCGCAAAGUUUAUGAAACUGAGCGGAGGGGAAUUGAAAUAUAAUUCUGUUAUGGCUGUUAAGGAAAUCGCAGCUGCUGCAGAAAGGGACCCUGAGCUUCGUCGAGCCGCAUUCAAGACCAACUCGCCAUCAGCAAGAGCUGUUGUCGAACAGCUUUUGAAAGAGAUUACAAACGAGAACGGAGAACCUGAACUCCAGGUAGCAUGUUGUAAAGCUAUAGGAAGUUUGGCAAGGAUUUUUCCUUCACCUGCUGAGCUUCCUAUUAGGGCGUUGACUUCAGCCUUAGCCAACCAGAACCAGGACGCCAUUCAAGUUGCCACAGAAGCGGCCUCUGCAUUGUCGAAGUUUGCGAGUGACGAGAACUACUUGCACUUGGAGCACUCAAAGAACAUCAUUCAAGAAGGAGCGGUGGAACACUUGGUUCUGUUGGCAUUGAAUUUUGGGUACUCAGAAUCACAACUCUCUGCGAUUGAACUUCUUUGUUAUCUAUCAUUGAAUGUCCCUGAUAGUGAAUCAUUAGCGAGCGCGAACAUUAUCCACGUCUUGAAAUCUACUGUGCACGCCAACCAGUUGUCUCAGUUAUUUGCGAAACAUGAGAAUGCUCGACCAUUGAUCAUGGAUGCCAUCGCAAAGCUGGAGUUUUGGCAGCUUCGAAGCUCCAGUUUUACUGUAGACAUAGGGCAUGACAGGUCCGACUACAUGGACGAGUAACCUCCGAAACCCUCGUCUGUUCUUUCACUAAAGACGAACAUCCUCUGGGAAAAGAAAAGAAUUUAUUGUAUUCCUAUGCGUCGAGGCUUCGCUUGAAAUUCUUUGAGACUGUGCGCUCUUGCUCAAGUGUUUUCGACACUGUAGCAUAUGCCGAGGCUGUUGCAGGUUCUUUUGCUUGUAGACCAUGUAUUACAGUCACGACUUUUCUUUUUCUCUUUCAUUUUUUCUGUAUAGGCAGGAUAGCACCCCAGGUCAAACUCCGAUUUGGGUUUGGUAUGGAGUAGUAGACAAGGUCAGGGGCUUGAGGUUAUUCUUACUGAGAGAGAACAUCAUUCCACCUUACUAGGAGUUCAUGAAGUGAGAUGGAUGGCUACAUUUGCCAGCUAUAUUUAAUGUCUUUAACCUGUGUCAACUGGAGUGCGUCCACUUUGAAUUCCUAGCUCCACAGCAAUUUAUUUCAGCUUAAAUAU